Messenger RNA from Trypanosoma cruzi, 826 nucleotides. RefSeq names its product ATP-dependent DEAD/H RNA helicase, putative. NCBI's taxonomy places the organism in Eukaryota, Euglenozoa, Kinetoplastea, Trypanosomatida, Trypanosomatidae. The annotation marks the transcript as partial. The transcript has a single exon. The record is from RefSeq and is a predicted model, not a curated record.
GCGUGGGAAGGAUGACGACUUAUCCGUGGAACUCUGUGAGGGCCUUGAACGUUCACAGCAGCAGGUACCAGAGGAACUAUAUGAGCGGGCUGCAAAGUUACGAGAGAAACGUAAGGAGGGCAUUGUACGGCACAACACGGGGUUUUACAGGGGUUACAUGAAGGCAAAGAAGCUACGCUUUACAGACCGCGGUCAAGAAGAACAAUUUAAGGCGGCAGCGCGGGCAGCAGGGCUUGAAGAGUAUUUAUCCGCCAGCUCCUGCACGGACUCGGAUUUGUCUGAAGGUGAUGAAGAUGGGAAGGAGGACGGUAUUGAGAUUGUUGCAGUGCACGAAGAUGGAACCCGAGGUGGUGGCAGUCGCAAUGAGGAGGAUUCUACAGCCCUCAUGUUGUACAGGGACACUAGCGCCCUUACACUCUCCUCGCAGCAGCAACAAGAACAACAGGAACGUCUCGCAUCUGCACUUGCGUACGCGCGGAAGACGACUGACUCCAUUGUUGAUCCUUCCGGUACAUGUGCUCGUUUUGAGGCCGAGUAUCCCAUCAACGAUCUUCCCGAGCGCAUUCGGUUGCGGAUGCAGAGCGCGAAUUUGUUGCGUUCUGUGCAGGAGGAAACGGGAACUACAAUAAUCCGAAAGGGUGUCUUUUUUGACCGAAAGUACAAACACUCCCACCGCCUGCGUGAGGGCGUGCGGCCGCUGUACCUGCUACUUAUUGGAAAGACCGUGGAGGCUGUGCGUGCAGCGGUCAAGAAGCUGAACGAAAUCAAGGAAGAGGCGCAGAGCCGAAUUCAGAAUAAAGUGUCGGCUCUUGGGGCCGAACUGUAA